This is a messenger RNA of Tripterygium wilfordii, 3424 nucleotides long. Its product is annotated as boron transporter 1-like. Gene Ontology annotation, molecular function: solute:inorganic anion antiporter activity. Gene Ontology annotation, cellular component: plasma membrane. The coding region runs from base 1113 to 3248 and encodes 711 amino acids. The transcript is spliced from 12 exons. The record is from RefSeq and is a predicted model, not a curated record. Gene Ontology annotation, biological process: transmembrane transport; monoatomic anion transport; monoatomic ion homeostasis. Lineage: Eukaryota; Viridiplantae; Streptophyta; Magnoliopsida; Celastrales; Celastraceae.
GUUAGUCACCACACACUAACUCAUUCACGCACGCCAUUUCUGAGUUUAUUCGCAAAAUCUCUCGAAUUCUCUCUUUCUUUCGCUCAUUGAUUACAUCGUCACUUCUGGGUACAUCUGUAUCCGUUUCUGUGAACCCAACUCCUGUAACCGAACACACAGACCCUCUUCUCCUGUUCUAGUCAUCAAGGUGCUUUUAUUGCGUAAUGUAAUCUUGAUUUUAGGUGUUAUUGUUGGUUUAGUCAAUCCGCAUUUGCCGCAAAGUGUUGUAAGUUUUUCUUACUGUGAUUUAAACAUGGGUUUUCGCUAGUAUUGUUCGGUUGGCUUCUUCUUCCGAUUCUGUUGAUGCCCAUUUUGUCCAAGCUUUAGUAAACUUGUGAAAAUGGAGGUUGUGGUGAUGGGUUUUCGUUAAGUUUACUGUUUCUGUUCUCUAAGACUCACAAGUCUUGAGCUUGAUUGGGAUUUUGGCUGAUAUUAGGAUUGAUAGUUGUACCAUGUAAUUCAGUAAAUCGGCAGGUUUUUUGUUGGUGUUACUGUGUUAGUUUACUUUUUGGUGGGGGUUUAGUGAUCAAUGAAAAUGGUUUUUCGUUAAUUUUGUUAAGAAAUUGUGUUAAUGGAUCUAACAUCUGCUAUGGCACACCGUUAAUUUAAGAUCAAGCAUAUGGAAAGCUUCACUUUGUUCCGCUAACAUAGGAAUUAUUCACCAUGGACUUUGUUUUUCGCUAAAGAUCUUGAUUCUUGAUUCUUGAUUUGAAUCGAUUCUUUGUUGUUUCGUUCUUUUGCUCUUGGAAGGAAUAUACUCCUGCAAUUCCUUUCGAACAUUCUUUGAAAUGUAAAUUUCUUCAAUUUUAUUCAUCUAUAGAGUCAUAUAUCGAUAACAAAAUGAGUUUUAUGUUACAUUCUCAAUUUUCCUUUGAGAUACCAUGAUUUUCAAGAAGUACAUAUCCUUCUGCCCAUAGUUGCUCAUACUUUUAUUAGCCUAUGCAAAUUUAAAGCUACGAAAUUGGCCUCUCGAGUCGGUUGAAUCUGUGUAGUGUCUUGUGUUUUCAUUCACCAUUGUUCAAACAAAAUCCAAAAAUAUUUAUUUUUUUUUCAUCAAAAAACUUUGAAUCAUCAUGGAGGAAACAUUUGUUCCCUUCCGUGGGAUCAAGAAUGAUCUCAAAGGAAGACUAUUGUGCUACAAGCAAGACUGGACAAGUGGCUUCCAGGCAGGUAUCAGGAUUCUUGCUCCAACGACAUAUAUAUUCUUCGCUUCUGCAAUUCCAGUUAUAUCUUUUGGGGAGCAGCUGGAGAGAGAUACAGAUGGAACUUUGACUGCAGUGCAAACUCUUGUGUCAACAGCAAUUUGUGGUAUCAUUCAUUCAGUUGUUGGAGGCCAGCCCCUGCUUAUACUGGGGGUGGCUGAACCAACAGUGUUGAUGUACACGUUUAUGUUUAACUUUGCUAAGGAUAGAAAGGAUUUGGGACCUAAACUCUUCUUAGCCUGGACUGGAUGGGUUUGCGUGUGGACAGCCCUUUUGCUUUUUCUACUGGCCAUUCUGGGUGCAUGCUCUAUAAUUAAUAGAUUUACACGCGUUGCUGGUGAACUAUUUGGUCUUCUGAUUGCAAUGCUCUUUAUGCAGCAGGCCAUACGGGGAGUCGUGGAUGAGUUCCGCAUUCCGGAGAGGGAAAAUCCCAACCUCACUGCGCUGUUACCAUCUUGGCGAUUUGGCAAUGGAAUGUUUGCAUUGGUUCUGUCAUUCGGUCUUCUUCUAACAGCACUAAAGAGCCGUAAAGCGAGAUCUUGGCGCUAUGGGACAGGUUGGUUACGAGGAUUUAUAGCAGAUUAUGGAGUCCCACUCAUGGUGCUUGUAUGGACGGCUAUAUCUUAUAUUCCUGUUAAUGAUGUUCCUAGAGGUAUCCCAAGGCGGCUUUUCAGCCCAAAUCCAUGGUCUGCAGGUGCACAUUCUAAUUGGACCGUUAUCAAGGAAAUGGUGAAUGUACCUCCUUUGUACAUAGUUGGAGCAUUUAUUCCUGCAACUAUGAUUGCUGUGCUAUACUACUUUGAUCACAGUGUUGCAUCUCAGCUUGCCCAACAACAGGAAUUCAAUUUGAAGAAACCUGCUUCAUAUCAUUAUGAUCUUCUUCUUUUGGGAUUUUUGGUUAUCUUGUGUGGUCUUAUUGGCAUUCCCCCUUCCAAUGGUGUCAUUCCUCAAUCUCCAAUGCAUACAAAAAGCUUAGCUACCCUGAAACAUCAGCUUUUGCGGAAUAAGCUAGUAUCAACAGCUCGACAAUCUAUGGAAAAAAACUCAAACCUGGCUCAGUUAUAUCGGAGCAUGCAACAAGCUUACAAUGAAAUGCAAACUCCACUCGUCUAUCAGACGCCUUCUACUCUGGGACAGGGAUUAAAGGAGCUCAAAGAAUCAACAAUCCAGAAGGCCUCAAGUACUGGCUAUAUUGGUGCUCCUGUUGAUGAGACUGUUUUCGAUGUGGAUAAGGAUAUUGAUGAUCUUUUACCUGUCGAAGUCAAAGAACAACGCCUCAGCAAUCUGCUUCAGGCAUUGUUGGUUGGUUCUUGUGUUGCUGCUAUGCCUUUCCUGAAGAAGAUUCCAACUUCAGUUCUUUGGGGAUACUUUGCUUUCAUGGCCAUUGAAAGCUUGCCCGGAAAUCAAUUUUGGGAGAGGAUAUUGUUGCUUGUCACGGCUCCUAGUCGAAGAUACAAAGUUUUCGAAGAGUGUCACGCAACCUUUAUCGAGACAGUACCCUUCAAAACAAUUGCAGCAUUCACCUUGUUCCAGACUGCUUACCUGCUCAUGUGCUUUGGCAUAACAUGGAUACCAAUUGCUGGGGUCCUUUUCCCAUUGUUGAUCAUGCUUCUUGUCCCUGUUCGGCAAUAUCUGCUCCCAAAGUUUUUCAAAGGAGCCCAUCUUCAAGACUUGGAUGCUGCAGCAUACGAGGAAGGCCCUUCAGUAUCUUUCAACAUGGCAUUUGAAGAACUAGAUUCUCAACCGAAAUCAAGUAACAUCCAUGAUGCAGAAAUUUUUGAUGCAAUCAUCACCAGAAGCCGUGGUGAGAUCCGCAGCAGCCGGAGUCCUAAACUAACAAGUUCAGCCCCAGCUUCAUGUAGCCCACAGUUGUCACAGAGGGUAUACAGUCCUCGUAUCAAUGAACGGAGGCUAGAUCAGAGCCCCAGGUUUGGUGGAAAUGGAAUUAGGCAGGCUCUGUGUCCUGGACCAUCUAACCUGAGACAUGGUGCUCAUGGUUCAUACUGAGGCUAGUCUUAUUAUGUAUGUAUUCUAGUGAAGGUCAAUUGUGCUCGAGAGGUCGCUUCCUAAGUAGAUGUAACUAAGUGCUAUGUGUUGUUGUUGUUGUUGUUGUUGUGUUUAUCCCAUAUAGGUUGGGCAGAGAGGACAAUUAUGAAAAUAAAAGACACUAUUUACACUAUCAA